Messenger RNA from Dicrocoelium dendriticum, 1961 nucleotides. NCBI's taxonomy places the organism in Eukaryota, Metazoa, Platyhelminthes, Trematoda, Plagiorchiida, Dicrocoeliidae. The record is from the annotation of a GenBank genome assembly.
CCGCGCGUUGCUAACUAUUCUUCGGAGUUCUUACUGGAUCGCUUAGUACAACUUGCGAAGGCAAAUGACUGAACUAUCGAUCAACUGGUUCAAACGAAAUUAUACCACUCUGGAGUUUUAACCUACGCAAUGCCAGAAAUGGGAACUUUAAGGAAUUCAGGUGGAAUACUUCGAAACUAUUCUAACGCAGCGGACCGCACACAAUGCACCAGAAUAUUGCGUGCCAAAAUGAUCCAUAUGUUACUUGCAGUGUUGCUACAAGCAAAUUGCUGUUUAGAAAAGUCCUUUGCGAUGAAGGAAACAUUUUGCGCCGAUCUAUCCAAUCGCCCAUUGUCAAUAGAAGAGCUGGAGAAAAUGUUCCCGCUUUUUGGAAGCACAGAUGAUGUGUUGCAGCAUGUUACAUCAAAUGAAACCAAAGAGCACUUUAAGGAAGUAUUAUCUGAGGGAUGCUUGGGGGACUUCUGUGAACCUGUCUAUCAGUGUCGGGAGAAUGUCCGAGCCAGAUUUUACGAUUUGGCGAUAGAUUACUUUGGCACUAUAAAUGGUCAAAAUCUGUCGUUGGUACCUAAGCCUCAUUUUAUGUACUACGUGAACAGGAUAGCGACACCACCUUCCUAUGGUGUGCGUACCAUGUUCGAGUUGGCAUGUGUCAUUAUGUGUCCCCUGGUCUCGGAAAACGGAAUGAUGAAUUUAUUCAAAUGUGCUUGUCCCGAUCCGUGUAAACGACAGAAGGCCUGUUCAGUGGAAAAUUGUAUACAACACGGUUAUAUGGAGCACCAGUUUGAGUGUAACUGUGACGAAGGAUUUGAAUGGAAUGCUGAAAUUUUCACUUGCGUGAACAAGAGGUUUUUGGAGUUACGUCGGCAGAUGGAGACUCAACAGGCCGAUCCAUACGAGUUGACCGGGUGCAAGUAUGCCAUCGAAUGCGAUGAAGCCGGUACAUUAUUCUGUACUACUGACGUCACAGGAUUGUUUCAUACGUGUAUUUGCAAACCACACUACACGGGUCAAUUUUGUACCGAACGUGUGGAUGCUUGCAGAGACCGUGUGCGGCACGCGUAUCUGCCUGGUGGUGGUAUGGUGGUGGCCGGCGACACUGCGUGCAACGUGAAUUCGGAUAAGAAUAUGUGCCGUUCCUACCUCAGUGCCGAAGGAUUCGUUUCCUACCGCUGCAACUGCGAUGAAACUAAGUGGAUUCCCGACCCCUCACUGACAUAUGACAAUUGUCUGAAACGUCGCACUACUUGUGACUCACUUAUGUGUGUGAAUGGCAAAUGUGUCACAAGCGAGCGAGGAACGCAGUCGUACUGUCUAUGUAAUCCGGGCUAUCGAGGUGAAUCAUGCAGCCAGUGGGUUGGUGAAUGGACAGAAUGGUCGGCGUGGGACAGAUGCUCCCCAGCAUGUGGAGAUGUGAGGUACUCUGUCCGAUCUCGUGAUUGUCUAUCGAUGAGACCGGAAUCUAUGGAGAAAAUUGAAUGCCUCGGUGCUUCUAUUGAAUACGCUGAGUGUGAUGAGCAUCCAUGCGCCCGAACCGAAGGCACCUUUGUGAACACCUACUUUUCCAUCCGACAAAAUGGAAUCGCCGCCAGCGUAGUUGCUGCAGCUGUUGCUUGUGCGGUGAUUUGUGGGGUAUGGUCUCUCUUUUGUUGGAGCAUCGUCAGUCGGCUGGUGUUGGGAACAUAUCGCAAGUUUCAACAAAGAGUGGGUCAGAUGACCGAAGCACGGGUAAGGCAUUCAUUAUCAUUGGAAACGUCCUUGAAAACAGAAUCGUGAAAGAUGCCGUAUGAGGUCUCGCGCGGAAUGGUCAAUGCAUUGGACGCCUUGGUGGCCGCUUCUUGUAAAUUGUACUGACCCAACUUCCACAUGGCGUAGAAUACAACCAAUUCCCUCACCUGUACGAUGGCACAGCACUAUAUUUGUGGCGUUUUCAUUAUUACCAAAGUACAGUGAUAUCUGAUUCA